Diaporthe amygdali is the source of this 960-nucleotide messenger RNA. RefSeq lists its product as uncharacterized. The transcript has 4 exons. The coding region runs from base 1 to 960 and encodes 319 amino acids. The record is from RefSeq and is a predicted model, not a curated record. NCBI's taxonomy places the organism in Eukaryota, Fungi, Ascomycota, Sordariomycetes, Diaporthales, Diaporthaceae.
AUGAAAGUCGAAUAUGGAGAUGCCCCUCAAGCGAUCGCCCCAACGGAGAAUGAGCGAAGUGCUGGUGUCUACUCAUCACGCAAUUUGCAGCGAGUGUUGUCAGGGCUGCACCGGGAUGGGCUAGUAGUUUUGAGAGGCGUGAUAGAUGUCAGCCAUGUUGAUGCCUUGAAUGAAGCCAUGUGCGAGGAGGCGGAGAAGAGGAUCGCCGACCCGAGUCAAGUGUUCAACCACAACCUCAAGUCCAACUUCCUUCAAAGACCGCCGGUGACACAAGCAAAUUUGUUACAGGACGAUGUGUAUUUCAACCCGUUCCUCUUACAGGUGGCCAACGCAUACCUUGGCCAGACACCGAUCUGGAACUGGCUGACUGCCAACACAGCCCUAGCCAACACGGCCGGCAUGCGCCAGAACGAACACAAGGACUCCAUGUUCGACCACCCACAGUGCCCGUACUACUUCAUCGCCAACAUCCCUCUGUGCGACUUUAGUGUUGCCAACGGCGCGACCGAGUUCUGGCUCGGCUCGCACGCAGACACGACCAUUGCGGACCAACAGCACGUCACUGACGAGACGCGUGCCACGUGGAAGCCCUCUGCUGCCACAGACCGCAUCCCGUGGAUAUCCGCGGAGGCCAAGGACGCGCGUCGCGCGGUGAGGCCGCCGGUCCAGCCGGAGGUGUUGCGGGGGGACAUCAUGAUCCGCGACUUGAGGACGUGGCAUGCCGGCAUGCCGAACCAUAGUGAUAAACACCGGAUCAUGCUCGGGCUGGGAUAUCAAAGCCCCUUGCAUCCAAACUACAAGCAGCGCCUCCACCUCCCUGCGUCGCAGCAACACUUCUUUGUGGGUCAUUCACGUGGCAGAAUCGAGGUCAGGGCCAACUUCUAUGAUGAUGAGGAAUUUGAAAAGACCAAAGCAGACUCGGUGUUUGAUAUUCGGCCCCGAUACGAAGAAGAUGAGUAG